Laetiporus sulphureus 93-53 is the source of this 1040-nucleotide messenger RNA. RefSeq lists its product as uncharacterized. The transcript is spliced from 7 exons. The record is from RefSeq and is a predicted model, not a curated record. Gene Ontology annotation, cellular component: mitochondrial matrix. Bases 36 to 851 code for a protein of 271 amino acids. Gene Ontology annotation, biological process: fatty acid metabolic process; DNA damage response. Lineage: Eukaryota; Fungi; Basidiomycota; Agaricomycetes; Polyporales; Laetiporaceae.
CACAAGUCCUAACGACUGCUUGCUUUGGCAUUCAGAUGGCCGCUUUCACCAGCUCUCGAUCUGCAUCGUCCCUCAGAUCGUUGAUCCGCCCCGCCCUCAGAUCCCUCACUUCUCAAUCUCAGUUCGCGGGCCACAGCUUUUCCCCAGAUUUUACCUAUUACCCUGGAUUUUUUAGUCUUCCCGAACAGCGCAUCUUGCUUGCUGCUGCAUUACAGAAGCUUGAUUCUGCAGAGCCCAGGUCGUUUCGCCGUCGGAGGAAGGACUUGCCACCAAAGAAACCUCUGAGUGAGAUAUCGGACAUACGGGAAAUGUUCCUUGCUGAUGAAUACUACAACUUCGAGGAGGGACAUUACGACGGUGUUAUCAAGCGGUUUCGCGAAAUGCACGUCUCGUCGUGGCCUUCUGACAUAGAAGGGCUGCCAUCGGUGAUUGCCCGUUUACAAGCUCUUCUCCCUAGUGGGAACACGCAAACGCAUUUUCUUCAUCUCGCUUCGGAUGGUGAAAUCUUGCCUCACAUCGACAACGUCGGGGCUAGUGGAUCGUGGAUCUUGGGUAUAAGUCUGGGAGCAACACGUCUGUUACGACUGGAAAGUACCGAAGACAAGACCGAAUUCAUGAUCCCCUUACCCUCCGGCAGCGUGUAUUUGCAAAAGGAUUCUAUUCGAUAUAAUUACAAACACUCAAUCCUUCAACGCGGUUCCGUCGACGGAUCUCAUUCUGACGGUGGACAACGUCUGAGUCUCAUGAUCCGAGAUCGUCUGCCACCUACACAACUGGCAAAGCUCAAGACAGCCAAGGGUCCAAUAACUGGUCAAUCGUUUCUAGAGGAAGAGGGAAGGGAAGCACGAUGAGUCCCUGUAACGUCUAUAAAUCGCGUUAUCUCGCUCAUGGCUGACGAGAGAAUUGAAUUAAUGCCGGUAGUAUACUGACGUUUCGGAUAUCGUGAGCCAAUAAUGUGUUCCACCACCCUGACAAUGUCGCACGUUGGCGUGGUAUAUUGUUGAAGCACUUCUACCGUUGCGCGGAGGAAAGGUCUAUCU